UAAUUAGAAGGAAUCCCCGCCCAACCAGAUCCCAGCUUGGCUGCGUUGUUUGGGGACAGUCCGAAGAUGGCGACGGCCCAGCUGUACUGCGUCUGCCGGCAGCCGUACGAUGUGAGCCGGUUUAUGAUAGAAUGCGAUAUUUGUAAAGACUGGUUUCACGGCAGCUGUGUUGAGGUAGAAGAGCACCAUGCUGUGGACAUUGACGUUUACCACUGCCCCAACUGUGACAUCCACCAUGGACCAUCGCUGAUGAAGAAGCGAAGAAACUGGCACAGACACGACUACACCGAGCCAGAUGACGGCAGUAAGCCAGUGCAGGCUGGCACCUCUGUGUUUGUGCAGGAGCUGCAGGCCAGGACCUUCCCCAAUGGAGAUGAGAUCUUGCAGCCAAUGCAGGGCAGUCAGGUCACCCAGAGGUAUCUGGAAAGGCAUGGCUUCCGCUAUCCCAUCGCUGUACACAAAAUGGAAGGGCUCGGCCUCCGCUUACCUCCACCGGAUUUCUCCGUCAAGGAUGUAGAGCGCUAUGUCGGAGGCGACAAAGUGAUUGAUGUCAUCGAUGUGGCCAGGCAAGCAGACAGCAAGAUGAAACUGAGUGCAUUUGUGAAGUAUUACUACAGCCCUCAGCAGCCCAAAGUCCUCAACGUCAUCAGUCUGGAGUUUUCAGACACCAAGAUGUCAGAGCUGGUGGUGGUCCCUGAUAUCGCUCAGAAGAUGUCUUGGGUGGAGAACUACUGGCCUGAUGACUCUUACUUUCCCAAGCCCUUUGUGCAGAAAUACUGCUUAAUGGGCGUGAAGGACAGUUAUACCGACUUCCAUAUUGAUUUUGGGGGCACAUCUGUGUGGUACCAUGUCCUGUGGGGGGAGAAGAUUUUUUACUUGAUAAAGCCCACCCCAGCCAACCUUGCACUAUAUGAGGAGUGGAGCUCAUCUCCAACCCAGAGUGAGGUGUUUUUCGGGGAGAAAGUGGACAAGUGCUACAAGUGUGUCGUGCGGCAGGGAACAACACUUCUGAUCCCUACAGGAUGGAUCCAUGCUGUUCUCACCUCUCAGGAUUGCAUGGCUUUCGGAGGAAACUUCCUCCACAACCUCAACAUAGGCAUGCAGCUCAGGUGCUAUGAGAUGGAGCGGCGUCUGAAGACUCCAGACCUCUUUAAGUUUCCUUAUUUUGAGGCCAUUUGUUGGUAUGUAGCAAAUAAUCUGCUGGAGACUCUCAAAGAAUCCCGAGAAGAUAACUGCCUGCCUCCAGAAUACCUGAUCAAAGGAGUGAAAGCUUUGAUUACUGCACUGAGGAACUGGCUAAAGAGAGAGGUCACAGAGCCAGCCAGCGAGGUCCCUGACCAUAUCAGACCCAACCAUCUCAUUAAAAUGCUCACCAAGGAAACCCAGUACCUUGAGGAUUAUCAGAAUGGGAACUGUGGAAGCAAGCUAAUGAAAUCUCAAGGAAUCUCUGCGUGUCCUUCCACGAGGUUGGCACACGAGAGAGGUUCUCACGCACGCAGGACAGCCAGACGUCUUCGUGACCAUCACCAUCAUCACCAUCAUCACUCUCACAGCCCUAAAGCUCCCUCUUACCUCGACAUCUUCGAGCAGCACACCCAGGAAGUCUUAAAAAGACUUGAAAUGGGUCCUUAUGAGGAGGUCAAUGGCAAGUUCAACAAGUUCUCCACAGCCUCAGCUGCAGUGGUGGAGCGGAGCUUGGACAACAACCUGCAUCUGGUGCUGUGCAAUGGACGUAUAGUCAGAGAUAACAGGCAGCAUGCUGGAGAAAAAAGACCAAGGAUAAAAGAAGACGAAGGCUCCAGAGAUGUGAAGAUGGAUUUACUUAAGAUUAAACUAGUAUCUAAAGAGGAAGAACAGGAGGUGGAUAUUGAAAUGAAAGAAGGAGAUCGGCAUCAUGUAGCCAGAGAAGUGAAGCCAUUUGCAGAUCUUAAUAAGCAAGAGAGUUCAGAUCUCAGGAACAGAGAAUCAGUACUUUCAGACAUCUCAUCAGACUCUGAAUCAGAUGAGGACUACACUACACAGAAAAAGAACUGCUCUGAGGGAGAAUCUGAAAGCUCUUCAGAGGAAGAAGAAGAUGAAAAGAUUAGGACGAGUGGAGACGACCAAAGUAAAACCAAAAGUUGCUCCAGCUGCACGACGGAUGCGCAUCAAUCCAAGCAAAAGCUUGACCCUUUUGAAAAAUGUCAUAAAAGUGAAUACACUACCUCGCCAAGCACAGAAGAGGAUGCUAUCCAGGGAAUGCUGUCUAUGGCAGGACUGUUGUAUUCUCACCCAUCAGAAGAUCCCAGCAGUUCACAAGAAUCCUGGUGGUCUCGAACCAACCAUCCCUCCCCUGACUACAGUAGAAAGGAGGUUGCAUCAGGAGAGGAGAACCAGGAUUCAGACAGCAGUUCAUCACAGGAGGGCUUUCGGGAGCAUGAUUCAGAAGGAGGAUGUCACGCCAAACUCAAGCAUAGGAUCCAGGAACACAAGAACUUCAUGGACAGCCAGGGCAGCGGCAGCAACAGCAGCAGUGAAGCCUGGAGCAGUCGCACACACUCCCCAGCCCACGGGGAAAGCCCCACUUUGGGCUACCAAUACUGUGAACCAUCCCUAUCGCCACCUCUGCACCCAUCCAAGAGGCCUGCUUCAAAUCCCCCACCAAUCAGCAAUCAGGCCACCAAAGGUAAACGUCCUAAGAAAGGUAUGGCCACAGCGAAGCAGCGAUUGGGCAAGAUUCUCAAAUUGAGCAGACACAAACCUUUCUUUGUGUAGUUCCAGUGAUGGCAGUCGCCGCCUGCAGAAGAUUUGAGAUGCUGAGCGUGCAUGUUAAAGGUGACAACACACUGGCUCAAAAGCUUUGGAUUAAUCUGAAUAAUCACUUCACCCAACACGUUUUGCUAAUAUGCAUCCAAAGUAACAACGCGACUGAAAGGAAAUAAGACUGAAAACAUAAUUUUUUUUUUAAGGCUUUCGGUUCUCAACGAUGGCAUCCAAAAUCAGGUUUACUCUAUAAAAGCAAAGACUAGCAUGUUGCCAGGCUGCUUCCCACAACUAAAAAUGCGUCACUUUGAGGAUCUGUAUCUUAAACAAGAUGGCUAUUGAGUGAUGAACUGAUUUCAUAAAGGUGCUCUACUUUUUUUGGUCUUCUCAUUUUGUGAUUGCAACCAACUUUUCCUAGCAAUUUACUCCAGUGAAGAAAAUUUGCAUUAAUGCUUCAAGACAAAAUUUACCCAGGAUGUAUUUUUGUCAACAUUUGUAUUCAUCUUGUCAUUUUAAAUUGCUCGCUAGGUCGUUUAGCUAUGUUUGGUCCUGUGUUGCCGCCUAGUGGGCAUCCGAAAACUGACUUUAAAUGGUACUUGAAGGUAUCAUUCAAAUGAGGCAAGAGACAAUUUCCCUUAAUUUAUUUCUUUAUCUUGGUGCUUUAUUUUUACUUUCUAUACUGUUAUUAAAUUACGUAUUUAUUACUGAUAAAAGAGAACAAUUUAUUUCACUGAGCAUUUAGGAGGUUUGCUGUUCUUUGUGGUCUUAAUAUGCAUCUGUUUUGAAACGUUUAAAUAUUUGUGUCCAUAAAGCCAAUUUGUGCAAAGGCUUAGCUGUUUCAUCCAUAUCUGUAUUGCUUUGUGGGUAAGAACAAACAUGUUGUGUAAUAGGAAGCUGAUAUUUAAUUAACAUACCUGCCCAAAUAGUCCCAUUAUGUUAAAAUCUUUCAUUUUAACCUCACAGUGUAUUUGAAAAAAAAAAAAAAAAGAAAUUGUGAAUGUGUUAUUCUGAUAUUCUAAGGAUCUGGUUUCAGAAACAUGUUGUUUCCAUAAGUAUAAAGUUCAGCUGCCUCAUCAAAUUCUAAAGCAUUGAAAUACUGUUUGAAAUGGUGCUGUGUAUAGUGAGAAAACAAGACAUUUUAGAUGGCCAAGGAGCGUGGGAGAAUUUGUACUUUUUUUUUUUUUUUUUUUUUUUUUUUUUUACGUUGAAAUGUAUUUGGCUACUUGUCUUUUUACAAAGAAUCGAACAGAAUAUUUAUUUUUUUAAAGUAAGUCUUAAGAGAGAUUUUUUUGCAAUUGUAUCAACACCGUGUAUUGAAAUAUGGCGUUAACCUCGCGUUUUGUAAGAUAUGUGUGUGAUUUUGAGGUAGUUUACUCUGGGUUUUGUGUGAAAGACCUCAGGUAAUUGUUUGAGCUCAAGGUUUUGGAUUCCUUUUGAUGAAUGCCAAAUAAUGUAAUCAUAAAAGUCAGGUCUUGCUUUGAAUUUUCAGUGUCCUGGCAGUAAAAAGAGCCGUAUUAACUAACCUAAUAUAAAAUCUCUUAGUAAAUAUCCCCUUUAAAGAAAAUGAUGUUCUAUUGUAUUCUAGAUUGGUUAAAUGUUCUCUUUUAUAACAUUUACAGUAACUCCAACAUAAUCUACAAAGCUCUUCGAGCAAUAACACACAUUCCAUAAACUUCCAGGAACUUCUCAGACUGAUUUCAUUGACUCAGAUGACUCGCUGAGGUACAGUACAGCAGCUCAGGGCUCACAUACGGACUGUUUUUCUGAUGGAUAGCUUUGAUACUAAUUAUUCAAAGGGCUUCAGUCGACCCAAAGGUGCACAGAAUUGAACAGGUCAUUACAACCAGCACAGUAUUGUUACUGUAUGUCAUCUUCCAAGGUUUUUUAUGAUGGUUUAUUGUGGACUAAGAUACUCGAGCAUUGUGUUUUGAUCCAUUUCAAAGACAAAAACCACAAUGCUAUUAAUGUAGCACCUGUUGCUUUUCUCCCUGAUAAGAUUCUAGUUUAUGUUGCUUUGUCUGAUUAGGAUUUGGGCCAAAGUGCACAUGUAUUGCAUUCAGAACUUUGAUUGAGAUGUUUUUUGUUUGUUUGUUUGGGGGAUUGCUUCUGUGUCUGUCAAAAAAAUGCUGCACUGCAUUAAAGUGUCCUGCAUUAACUAUGUUACACUACACUGUUUGAGUUUUUUAUUGUUACUGUUUUGACACAAUAAAUAUCUAAAUGUGCUUGAUAAAAGGCAAAAACUUUGCUGGCCUGCAGGCAGGGUUUGUAUCAUGUACCAGUACUUGUACAGUAUUUAUUUGGCAUUCUCUGGUGUGUUUUAAAUUUUCUGGUCUUGCAAUCAGUUACGUGUUUGUUUAUGGAGUGUCCUCUCACAUUUUCAAUGCAUUCAAAUGUUUUAAAUUUCGCUAUGGCUGUAUAAUUUUGUUGAAUAUUUUGUGACGCUGUAAUCCACAGCUAAGGCUUUUGAAAUUGGGAUUUUCCGUUGUACAAUGUGGCCUGUACAUAUUAAAAGUUCUACGAGUGAA
Molecule: messenger RNA, 5267 nt
Organism: Cyprinus carpio (common carp)
Lineage: Eukaryota; Metazoa; Chordata; Actinopteri; Cypriniformes; Cyprinidae
Product: lysine-specific demethylase 7B-like
Exons: 20
Coding region: 67-2754 (895 amino acids)
Biological process (GO): regulation of transcription by RNA polymerase II; protein demethylation
Molecular function (GO): transcription coregulator activity; histone demethylase activity
Source: RefSeq, a predicted model, not a curated record